AUGUCUGGCAAUCCGGACGCAUUCGAAAAUGAUCCAGGAUUCCCAUUCUUGGGAAUGUCGAGAGAGGCGAAGGCUGCUUCUGCCGCCCGUCCAUUCGACUCCAAGAAGAACUGCUGGAUUCCAGAUCCAGAAGAUGGAUUCGUCGCCGCCGAGAUCCAAUCCACCACUGGCGACCAAGUGACCGUGGUUACUGUCAAGGGAAACCAAAUCACUGUAAAAAAAGACCAAUGCCAAGAGAUGAACCCUCCAAAGUUCGACAAAACCGAGGAUAUGGCUAAUUUGACAUUCUUGAACGAAGCCUCAGUUUUGGGAAAUCUCAAGGACCGUUACAAGGAUUUGAUGAUUUAUACCUACUCUGGUCUUUUCUGUGUCGUAAUCAAUCCAUACAAAAGGCUCCCAAUCUACAGUGAAUCUGUGAUCAAGCAUUUCAUGGGAAAGAGACGUAAUGAGAUGCCACCACAUUUGUUCGCUGUCUCUGAUGAGGCUUACCGUAACAUGGUUCAAGACAAGGAGAACCAAUCUAUGCUCAUUACCGGAGAAUCCGGAGCCGGAAAGACUGAGAACACCAAGAAGGUUAUUUCCUACUUCGCCAUCGUCGGAGCCACCCAAGCUGCUGCCGGAGGAAAGAAGGAAGAGGGAAAGAAGGGAGGAACCCUCGAGGAGCAAAUUGUUCAGACCAAUCCAGUGUUGGAGGCUUUCGGUAACGCCAAAACCGUAAGAAACAACAACUCGUCUCGUUUCGGAAAGUUCAUCAGAACUCACUUCUCCGGAUCCGGAAAGUUGGCUGGAGGAGAUAUUGAGCAUUAUCUUCUCGAAAAAUCUCGUGUCGUUCGUCAAGCUCCAGGAGAGCGUUGUUACCACAUCUUCUACCAAAUCAUGUCUGGUAACGACGCAAGCCUCCGCGGAAAGCUGAAGCUCAACAAUGACAUCACCUACUAUCACUUCUGCUCCCAAGCCGAGCUUACCAUUGAAGGAAUGGAUGAUAAGGAAGAGAUGAGACUCACCCAAGAAGCCUUCGAUAUCAUGGGCUUCGAAGAUCAAGAGACCAUGGAUCUUUACCGUUCCACUGCUGGUAUCAUGCAUAUGGGAGAAAUGAAGUUCAAGCAGCGUCCACGCGAAGAACAAGCCGAGCCAGAUGGUGAGGAGGAUGCUCUCAACGCCGCUGCCAUGCUUGGAAUCAACGCUGAGGAGUUCCUCAAGGCUUUGACCAAGCCACGUGUCCGUGUCGGAACCGAAUGGGUCAACAAGGGACAGAACUUGGAACAAGUCAGCUGGGCUGUCUCUGGACUUGCCAAGGCUAUCUACGCUCGUAUGUUCAAGUGGAUCAUCAACAGAUGUAACAAAACUCUUGAUGCCAAGGAAAUUGAGCGCAAGCACUUCAUCGGAGUGCUCGAUAUCGCUGGAUUCGAGAUCUUCGACUUGAACUCCUUUGAACAGCUCUGGAUCAACUUUGUCAACGAGCGUCUCCAACAAUUCUUCAACCACCACAUGUUCGUUCUUGAGCAGGAAGAAUACAAGCGUGAAGGAAUCGCCUGGACCUUCAUCGAUUUCGGACUCGAUCUUCAAGCCUGUAUCGAGCUCAUCGAAAAGCCACUCGGUAUCAUCUCAAUUCUUGAUGAGGAGUGCAUUGUUCCAAAGGCCACUGAUAUGACCUACGCCCAGAAGCUUCUUGAUCAACAUCUUGGAAAGCAUCCAAACUUCCAGAAGCCAAAACCACCAAAGGGAAAGCAAGGAGAUGCUCAUUUCGCCAUCGUCCACUACGCUGGAACUGUCCGUUACAACGCCAACAACUUCCUUGAGAAGAACAAGGAUCCACUCAACGACACUGCUGUCGCUCUUCUCAAGCACUCUGUUGAUAACAACUUGAUGUUGGACAUCUGGCAAGACUACCAGACCCAGGAAGAGGCUGCUGAAGCCGCCAAGGCUGGACAAUCUGGAGGAGGAAAGCGUGGAAAGUCUUCUUCUUUCGCUACUGUCUCUAUGAUCUACAGAGAGUCUCUCAACAACUUGAUGAAUAUGCUCUAUCAAACCCAUCCACAUUUCAUCCGUUGUAUUAUUCCAAACGAGAAGAAAGCAUCUGGAGUCAUUGACUCUGCCCUCGUUCUCAACCAGCUCACUUGUAACGGAGUGUUGGAAGGAAUCAGAAUUUGCCGUAAAGGAUUCCCGAACAGAAUGCUCUACCCAGAUUUCAAGCACCGUUAUGCUAUCCUUGCUGCUGAUGCUGCUAAGGAUUCUGAUCCAAAGAAGGCUUCCGUCGGAAUCCUUGACAAGAUUGCCAAUGAUGGAAACUUGACUGACGAAGAAUUCAAGAUCGGAGAGACCAAGAUCUUCUUCAAGGCCGGAGUUCUUGCCAAGCUUGAAGACUUGCGUGAUGAGAUUCUCUCCAGAAUCGUUACCAUGUUCCAAUCUCGUAUUCGUUCUUACCUCGCUAAGGCUGAAGUCCGUCGUCGUUACGAACAACAGACUGGAUUGCUUAUUGUUCAACGCAAUGUUCGUGCUUGGUGCACUCUCAGAACCUGGGAAUGGUUCAAGUUGUUCGGAAAGGUCAAGCCAAUGCUCAAAGCCGGAAAAGAACAAGAAGCCAUGGGAGAGCUUGCCGAAAAGAUCCAGAAGCUCGAGGAGGCCGUUCAACGCGGAGAGAUUGCUCGUUCUCAAUUGGAGACUCAAGUUGCCGAUUUGGUUGAGGAGAAGAAUGCUUUGUUCUUAAGCCUUGAAACUGAGAAGGCCAACUUGGCUGACGCCGAGGAGAGAAAUGAGAAGCUCAACCAGCUGAAGGCUACUCUUGAGAGCAAGUUGACCGAUAUCACUGGACAACUUGAGGAUAUGCAAGAGCGUCAUGAGGAUCUCACUCGUCAGAAGAAGAAGACUGAGCAAGAACUUUCUGACACCAAGAAGCACGUUCAAGAUUUGGAGCUCACUUUGAGAAAGGCUGAACAAGAGAAGCAGAGCCGGGACCACCAAAUCCGUUCUCUUCAAGAUGAAAUGGCCAACCAAGACGAAUCUGUUGCUAAGCUCAAUAAGGAGAAGAAGCAUCAGGAAGAGUCCAACCGCAAACUCAACGAAGAUCUUCAAUCCGAGGAAGACAAGGUCAACCAUCUCGAGAAGAUCCGCAACAAGCUUGAGCAACAAAUGGAUGAGCUUGAGGAAACUAUUGACCGCGAGAAGAGAUCUCGUUCGGAUAUCGAGAAAUCCAAGAGAAAGGUUGAGGGAGAUUUGAAGGUCGCUCAAGAGAACAUCGAUGAGAUCACCAAGCAGAAGCAAGAUGUUGAGAACACCUUGAAGAGAAAGGAAGAUGAUCUUCAUCAUGCUAGCACCAAGCUUGCUGAGGAACAAGCUCUUGCUGCUAAACUUCAACGCCAAAUCAAGGAACUCCAAGCCAGAAUCGCCGAACUUGAGGAGGAACUCGAAUCCGAGAGAAACUCUCGCCAAAAGGCCGACAGAACUCGCAACGAACUUCAACGCGAGUUGGAGGAAAUCAGCGAGAGAUUGGAGCAACAGGGAGGAUUCUCUGCUGCUCAACUCGAGGCUAACAAGAAGCGCGAGGCUGAAAUUGCCAAGCUUCGUCGUGAGAAGGAGGAAGACGCCUUGAAUCACGAAACUGCUGUUUCAUCUCUUCGCAAGCGUCAAGUUGAUGCAGUUGCUGAGCUCACUGAGCAACUCGAAACUCUCCAGAAGCUCAAGGCUAAGGGAGAUGCCGAGAGAGCCAAGCUUCAACGUGAUCUUGAAGAAGCCCAGCAUGCCACUGAUAGCGAAGUUCGUGCUCGUCAAGAAGUUGAAAAAAGCUACAAGACUAUUGAAGUUCAAUUCUCGGAACUUCAAACCAAGGCUGAUGAGCAAUCCAGACAACUCCAAGACUUUGCUGCUCUCAAGAACCGUCUCAACAACGAGAAUGGAGAUUUGAACCGUACUCUUGAGGAGAUGGAUAACCAAGUCAACUCACUUCACCGUCUCAAGUCCACCCUCCAAUCUCAACUCGAUGAAACUCGUCGUAACUUCGAAGAGGAGAGUCGUGAACGUCAAGCUCUUGCUGCCACUGCCAAGAAUUUGGAACACGAGAACGAAAUUCUUCGUGAGCAUCUGGAUGAAGAAGCCGAGUCCAAGGCUGAUCUGACCCGUCAAAUCAGCAAGCUCAAUGCUGAAAUCCAACAAUGGAAGGCUCGUUUCGACUCCGAGGGACUUAACAAACUCGAGGAGAUCGAGGCCGCCAAGAAGGCUCUCCAACUCAAGGUUCAAGAAUUGAGUGAUACCAACGAGGGUCUCUUUGCCAAGAUCGCUUCUCAAGAGAAGGUCCGUCAUAAGUUGAUGCAAGAUUUGGAUGACGCUCAAUCCGAUGUUGAGAAGGCUGCCGCUCAAGUUGCCUACUAUGAGAAGCAUCGUCGUCAGUUCGAGAAGAUCGUUGAGGAGUGGAAGAAGAAGACCGAUGACCUCGCCUCCGAACUUGAUGCUGCUCAGCGUGAUAACCGUCAACUCUCCACUGAUCUCUUCAAGGCAAAGACUGCCAACGAUGAGCUCGCUGAGUACCUUGACAGCACUCGUCGUGAGAACAAGUCUCUUGCUCAGGAAGUCAAGGAUCUUACCGAUCAGCUUGGAGAAGGAGGAAGAUCUGUCGCUGAACUUCAGAAGAUUGUUAGAAGAUUGGAAGUCGAGAAGGAGGAGCUCCAGAAGGCUCUCGACGAGGCUGAAGCUGCUCUUGAAGCUGAAGAAGCCAAGGUUCUCAGAGCUCAAAUCGAAGUCUCCCAGAUCCGCAGUGAAAUCGAGAAGCGUAUCCAAGAGAAGGAGGAAGAGUUCGAGAACACUCGCAGAAACCACCAAAGAGCUUUGGAGAGCAUGCAAGCUACCCUCGAAGCAGAGACCAAGCAAAAAGAGGAAGCCCUCAGAAUCAAAAAGAAGCUCGAAAGCGACAUCAACGAUCUCGAAAUCGCUUUGGAUCAUGCCAACCGCGCUAAUGCUGAUGCCCAGAAGACCAUCAAGAAGUACAUGGAAACUGUUCGCGAACUUCAAGUCCAAAUCGAAGAGGAACAACGCCAGAAGGACGAGCUCCGCGAGCAAUUCUUGGCUUCCGAGAAGAGAAACGGAAUCUUGCAAGCCGAGAAAGACGAGUUGGCUCAACAAGCAGAAGCCGCUGAGAGAGCUCGUCGUAACGCUGAAGCUGAUUGCAUUGAGCUCCGUGAGCAGAACAACGACCUGUCCAACCAAGUGUCAUCCCUCACCGGAUGGCGUCGCAAGCUCGAAGGAGAGCUUCUCGCUGUCCACGCUGAACUCGAAGAGCUUGUCACUGAACUCAAGAACGCACAAGAACAAGGACAGAAGGCAUCUGCUGACGCCGCCCGUCUCGCUGAAGAGCUCCGCCAAGAACAAGAACACUCGAUGCACAUAGAAAGAAUCCGCAAGGGACUUGAACUUCAAAUCAAGGAAAUGCAGAUCAGACUUGAUGACGCUGAGAACGCGGCAUUGAAGGGAGGAAAGAAGAUCAUCGCCCAAUUGGAAGCCAGAAUCCGUGCCAUUGAACAAGAAUUGGAUGGAGAGCAAAGACGUCAUCAAGAUACCGAGAAGAACUGGCGUAAGGCUGAGAGACGUGUCAAGGAGGUUGAAUUCCAAGUUAUCGAGGAGAAGAAGAACGAAGAGAGACUGACUGAAUUGGUUGAUAAGCUCCAGACUAAACUCAAGAUUUUCAAGAGACAGGUUGAAGAGGCUGAGGAGGUUGCUGCCAGCAACUUGAACAAGUACAAGGUGCUCCAAGCCCAAUUCGAACAAGCCGACGAGAGAGCUGAAAUCGCUGAGAAUGCCCUCUCAAAGAUGCGAAACAAGAUCCGUGCGUCUGCUUCCGUCAUUCCACCAGAUGGUUUCCCACUUGCUCAAUCCCCCUCCAGUGCUCUCGUCAGAAGUGCAUCCAAUGCCCGAUUCCUUUGA
Messenger RNA from Caenorhabditis briggsae, 5910 nucleotides. It is a transcript of the gene Cbr-myo-3, whose product is annotated as Protein CBR-MYO-3. The record is from RefSeq and is a predicted model, not a curated record. Gene Ontology annotation, cellular component: myosin complex. Gene Ontology annotation, molecular function: actin filament binding; ATP binding; cytoskeletal motor activity. The coding region runs from base 1 to 5910 and encodes 1969 amino acids. NCBI's taxonomy places the organism in Eukaryota, Metazoa, Nematoda, Chromadorea, Rhabditida, Rhabditidae. The transcript is spliced from 7 exons.